Molecule: messenger RNA, 5751 nt
Organism: Pteronotus mesoamericanus
Lineage: Eukaryota; Metazoa; Chordata; Mammalia; Chiroptera; Mormoopidae
Gene: KDR
Product: kinase insert domain receptor
Exons: 30
Coding region: 281-4336 (1351 amino acids)
Biological process (GO): multicellular organism development; positive regulation of kinase activity; protein phosphorylation
Cellular component (GO): signaling receptor complex; plasma membrane
Molecular function (GO): vascular endothelial growth factor receptor activity; ATP binding; growth factor binding
Source: RefSeq, a predicted model, not a curated record
GAGCAGGCGGUGCGUAGUUUUGUUUCCUCUGCCUGCGCGGGGCAUCACUCGCACGCUACAAAAAAAGUCCAGAGCUGCCCUGCAGCUGGGAUAUCCCCUCCUACCGGCACCCGCAGACGCUGCUGCAGCCGCGGCCGGAGCGGAGACACCCUAGCCCUACGCGCCCCGGAGUCCUGCACUGCGGUGCGCGUUCCACCUCCACGCCUUCUCUGCGGGGCGGGCCCGGGGAGAAAGAAUCAGUGCCCAACUUCUGGGCACUGCGCCCAGCGCGAGGUGCAGGAUGGAGAGCAAGACGCUGCUGGCCAUCGCUCUGUGGCUCUGCGUGGAGACCCGGGCUGCCUCUAUGGGUUUGCCUAGUGUUUUUCUUGGUCCAUCUAGGCUCCUCAUACAAAAAGACAUCGUUACAAUUGCGGCUAAUAGAACUCUUGAAAUUACUUGCAGGGGAGAGAGGGACUUGGCCUGGGUCUGGCCCAACAAUCAGAGUAGCUCUGAGAAAAGAGUGGAGGUGACCAACUGCAGUGACAGCUUAUUCUGUAAGACACUGACAAUUCCGAAAGUGAUUGGAAAUGAUACUGGAGCCUACAAGUGCUUCUACCAGGACACUGACUUGGCCUCGGUUGUUUAUGUCUACGUUCAAGAUUACAGAUCUCCAUUUAUUGCUUCUGUUAGUGACCAACAUGGGGUUGUAUACAUUAUGGAGAACAAAAACAAAACUGUGGUGAUUCCAUGUCGUGGGUCCAUUUCAAACCUCAAUGUGUCACUUUGUGCAAGAUAUCCAGAAAAGAGGUUUGUUCCUGAUGGUAAGAGAAUAUUCUGGGACAGCCAGAAAGGCUUUACUAUUCCCAGCUACAUGAUCAGCUAUGCCGGCAUGGUCUUCUGUGAAGCAAAAAUUAAUGACGAAAGUUACCAGUCUAUUAUGUACAUAGUUGUGGUUGUAGGGUCCAAGAUAUAUGAUGUGGUUCUGAGUCCCUCUCACAGAAUCAAGCUGUCUGUUGGAGAAAAGCUUGUUUUAAAUUGUACAGCAAGGACUGAACUAAAUGUGGGGAUUGACUUCAACUGGACCUACCCUUCUUUGAAGCAUCAGCAUCAGCAUACGAAACUUGUAAACCGGGACCUAAAAACUCAGUCUGGGAGUGAUGUGAAGAAAUUUUUGAGCACCCUGACUAUAGAUGGUGUAACCCGGAGUGACCAAGGACCAUACACCUGUGAGGCUUCCAGUGGGCUGAUGGCCAAGAAGAACGACACAUUUGUUGUGGUCUAUGAAAAACCUUUCGUCGCUUUUGAUAGUGGCAUGGAAUCUUUGGUGGAAGCCACUGUGGGAGACUAUGUCAAAAUCCCUGUGAAGUGCCUUGGUUACCCUGAUCCAGAUAUAAAAUGGUAUAAAAAUGGAAGACCCAUUGAGUCUAAUCACACUGUUAAAGUGGGGCAUGAACUGACUAUUAUGGAAGUGAGUGAAAAGGAUACAGGAAAUUACACUGUCAUUCUUACCAAUCCUACUUCAAAGGAGAAACAGAGCCACGUGGUAUCUCUGAUUGUGAAUGUCCCACCCCAGAUCGGUGAGAAAUCUUUGAUCUCUCCUGUGGACUCCUACAAGUAUGGCACCACCCAAACAUUGACAUGCACCGUGUAUGCAGUUCCUCCCCCGAGUUUCAUCCUCUGGUAUUGGCAAUUGGAGGAAGAGUGCACCUACAACCCCACGCAAGCUAUCUUAAUGACAAACCCAUAUACCUGUAAGGAAUGGCGAAAUGUGGAGGACUUCCAGGGGGGAAAUAAAAUCGAAGUCAACAAAAAUCAAUUUGCCCUAAUUGAAGGAAAAAACAAAACUGUAAGUACUCUUGUUAUCCAGGCGGCAAAUGUGUCAGCUUUGUACAAAUGUGAAGCAGUCAAUAAAGUUGGGAGAGGAGAGAGGGUUAUCUCCUUCCAUGUGACCAAGGGUCCUGAAAUCAUUCUGCAACCUGGCACCCAGCCAACUGAGCAGGAGAGCGUGUCUUUGUGGUGCAGCGCAGACAGAACUACAUUUGAGAACCUCACAUGGUACAAACUUGGCCCACAGAGUCUGCCCACACCUGUUUGCAAGAACUUGGAUGCUCUUUGGAAAAUGAAUGCCACCAUGUUCUCUAAUAGCACAAAUGACAUUUUGAUCAUGGAGUUCCAGAAUGCAUCUCUGCAGGAUCAAGGAGACUAUGUCUGCUUUGCUCAGGACAGGAAGACCAAGAAAAGACAUUGCGUGGUCAGGCAGCUCACAAUCCUAGAGCGCAUGGCACCCGUGAUGACAGUGAACCUGGAGAAUCAGACAACAAGUAUUGGGGAAACCAUCGAAGUUUCGUGCACAGCAUCUGGGAAUCCACCUCCACAGAUUUCCUGGUUUAAAGAUAAUGAGACACUCGUGGAAGACUCAGGCAUUGUACUGAAAGAUGGGAACCGGAACCUAACCAUCCGCAGGGUGAGGAAGGAGGAUGAAGGCCUGUACACCUGCCAGGCAUGCAGUGUUCUUGGAUGUGCAAAAGUGGAGGCAUUUUUCAUAGUAGAAGGUGCCCAGGAAAAGACGAACUUGGAAGUCAUUAUUCUAGUAGGCACUGCAGUGAUUGCCAUGUUCUUCUGGCUGCUUCUUGUCAUCAUCCUACGGACUGUGAAGCGGGCCAAUGGAGGGGAACUGAAGACAGGCUACUUGUCCAUCGUCAUGGAUCCAGAUGAACUCCCCUUGGAUGAACACUGUGAACGCCUACCUUAUGAUGCCAACAAAUGGGAAUUCCCCAGGGACCGGCUCAAACUAGGUAAGCCUCUCGGCCGUGGUGCCUUUGGCCAAGUGAUUGAAGCAGAUGCCUUUGGAAUCGACAAGACAGCAACUUGCAAGACAGUGGCCGUCAAAAUGUUGAAAGAAGGAGCAACACACAGUGAACACCGAGCUCUCAUGUCUGAACUCAAGAUCCUCAUUCAUAUUGGCCAUCAUCUCAAUGUGGUCAAUCUUCUAGGCGCCUGUACCAAGCCAGGAGGCCCACUCAUGGUGAUUGUGGAAUUCUGCAAGUUUGGAAACCUCUCAACUUACUUAAGGAGCAAGAGAAAUGAAUUUGUCCCCUACAAGACCAAAGGGGCACGAUUCCGUCAAGGGAAAGAAUACGUUGGGGAAAUCACCAUGGAUCCUAAACGCCGUUUGGACAGUAUCACCAGUAGCCAGAGCUCAGCCAGCUCUGGCUUUGUUGAGGAGAAGUCCCUCAGUGAUGUGGAAGAGGAGGAAGCUUCUGAAGACCUGUACAAGAACUUCUUGACCUUGGAGCAUCUCAUCUGUUACAGCUUCCAAGUGGCUAAGGGCAUGGAGUUUUUGGCAUCUAGGAAGUGUAUCCACAGGGACCUGGCGGCACGAAAUAUCCUCUUGUCGGAGAAGAAUGUGGUUAAAAUCUGUGACUUUGGCUUGGCCCGGGAUAUUUAUAAAGACCCAGAUUACGUCAGAAAAGGAGAUGCACGCCUCCCUUUGAAAUGGAUGGCCCCAGAAACAAUUUUUGACAGAGUGUACACAAUUCAGAGUGACGUGUGGUCUUUUGGUGUCUUGCUCUGGGAAAUAUUUUCCUUAGGUGCUUCUCCUUAUCCUGGAGUAAAGAUUGAUGAGGAAUUUUGUAGAAGAUUGAAAGAAGGAACUAGGAUGAGGGCUCCUGAUUAUACCACACCAGAAAUGUACCAGACCAUGCUUGACUGCUGGCAUGGCGAGCCCAGCCAGAGACCCACGUUUUCAGAGCUGGUGGAACAUUUGGGAAAUCUGUUACAAGCUAAUGCUCAGCAGGAUGGCAAAGACUACAUUGUUCUUCCCAUAUCAGAGACUUUGAGCAUGGAAGAGGAUUCUGGACUCUCUCUGCCCACCUCACCUGUUUCCUGUAUGGAGGAAGAGGAAGUGUGUGACCCCAAAUUCCAUUAUGAUAACACAGCAGGAAUCAGUCAGUAUCUGCAGAACAGUAAGCGAAAGAGCCGGCCUGUGAGUGUAAAAACAUUUGAAGAUAUCCCUUUGGAAGAACCAGAAGUAAAAAUAAUCCCAGAUGACAACCAGACGGACAGUGGUAUGGUUCUUGCAUCAGAAGAGCUGAAAACCUUGGAAGACAGAACCAAAUUAUCUCCAUCUUUUAGUGGACUGAUGCCCAGCAAAAGCAAAGAGUCUGUGGCAUCUGAAGGCUCCAACCAGACCAGUGGCUACCAGUCUGGAUAUCACUCUGAUGACACAGACACCACGGUGUACUCCAGCGAGGAAGCAGAACUUAUAAAGCUGAUGGAGUCUGGGCCACAGGCUGGCAACCCAGCCCAGAUCCUCCAGCCUGACUCUGGGACCACACUGAGCUUUCCUCCUAUUUAAAAGGAGGCACCCAAGUCCCCGACUCCUGGAAAUCACAUGAGAGGUGCUGCUCAUAUUUUCAAGUGUUGUUCUUUCCACCACCAGGAAGUAGCCACAUUUGAUUUUCAUUUAAAAAAAAAAAUGGAUCUCAGACUGCAGGGAGCCAGUCCCCUAGGCAUUUCCUGACAAGAUGCUUGUGACCCAAGAAUGUGUUUGUGUCUUCUCCCAGUGUUGACCUUAUUCUCUUUUUCAUUUAUUUGAAAAACAUGUGUGAUGCUCCCUAUUGUGGGUCUCCCCACAGGUUAUAACAAAAGAAGUUCAAGAAAAGGCUUCAUCCUCCAAGACAUAGCAAUACCUGGGGAGUUGACACCUCUGUAAAACUAGGUAAUCCAGGCAGUGCUUUUGGAAGUGCUUUUGGUGUUGAAGAUGAGAAAGACCUUUACAGCUGAGUCUAUCUAAGAAGCUUUGUUUAGGAUGUGGGUCCUGAGCCAAGUCUUACGUGGGGUUUGGACUGAUAGAAAGGAAGAUGUUGGCUUCCUUUGAGAGUGCACUGGAGCCUGCAAAUGCAUUGUGUUAGCUCUAGUGGAGGUGGGCAUGGGGUCUAUGAGGCAAUGUAAAGGCUUCAGACAAGGUUACUGGUUUUAGAAGGUUGCGUGCUCUUCCCAGUUAGGCUAAAUGAGAGUUCCUUGUGCUGUUUCCGACUCCUAAUGAGAGUUCCUUCCGGACUCUUACGUGUCUCCUGGCCAAGCCCCAGGAAGGAAAUGAUGCAGCUCUGGCUCGUUCUCUCCCAGGCUGAUCCUUUAUUCAGACACCACAAAGAAAGGACAUUCAGACAGAGGCUCCCUGUCGUGUUGAAGAAUUCUGACUGUACAAACCAGCUUCUGGCUUCUUGUGGAUGAAUACCCACAUAUCUGUCCCGUCGUGAUGUGUCUGAGCCUGAAUGCAGUAGGUUUGGCAUCAAGCUGUGGUAUCAAGGCCCCAGGAAGGAGUUCGCUCUGUGGUUCCUUCUCCCCUCCCAGGGCCUUCCCCCUCCCUUUCACCCCCAAAUAGUCAGUAUUUUAGUCAUUUGGCCUCUACACCUUAGUAAAAACUGAUUUGGUUUGUCCUCUCUCUGGAUAAUUUAGAUUUCAAAAUUAUUUUAUAGCCAAAGUUAUAACAACAUCUAUUGUAUUGUGUAGACUUUUAACAUGUAAAGCUAUUUCUACUGAUUUCUGCCCUUGUUCUUUCCUUUUGAACAAAAAAUGUAUUUUUUGUUUGGUACCAUAGUGUGAGAUGCUGGGAACCAUGACUAUAAAACAUGCUAUGGCACAUAUAUUUAUAGUCUGUUUAUGUAGAAACAAAUGUAAUAUAUUAAAACCUUAUAUUAUAUAUAAUGAACUUUGUACCAUUCACAUUUUGUAUCAGUAUAUGUAGCAUAACAAAGGUCAUAAUGCUUU